Pogoniulus pusillus (Red-fronted tinkerbird) is the source of this 1120-nucleotide messenger RNA. Its product is annotated as 1-phosphatidylinositol phosphodiesterase-like. Lineage: Eukaryota; Metazoa; Chordata; Aves; Piciformes; Lybiidae. The record is from RefSeq and is a predicted model, not a curated record. Gene Ontology annotation, molecular function: phosphoric diester hydrolase activity. Gene Ontology annotation, biological process: lipid metabolic process.
UGGAGCUGACCAAGCCUUAGGACUCCUCCCAGCAACAUGGAGGAGCAGUGCCAGCGUAGUGUGGCAUUUGACUGCACAUCCCAGCCAGCAGCCUGCUGCCCUGACUGGAUGGCAGGGCUUCCUGAUGCUCUGCCCCUCUCCCACCUCUCCAUCCCUGGCACCCAUGACUCCCUCAGCCUGUUUGGUGGCCGUCGCCUUCGCUGCCAGAGCUGGGGCCUGGAGGCCCAGUUGGUAGCUGGUGUCCGCUUUCUGGAUGUGCGCUGCAAGCUCGUGCGGGGCGAGCUGCACGUCUACCACCUCUGCACCUUUCAGCGGGCAAGUCUGCGAGGAGUCCUGCGCCGCACCCUGGACUUCCUCCGUGCCCACCCUGGUGAGGCUGUGCUCAUGCGCAUCAAGGAGGAGCUGCCCAUCUUCUCUCGGCCUGGAUUUGCCACUUGGCUACACCGUUGCUUGCUGGAGGAGGGACAGGACCACGUGUGGUGCAGAGAGGAAGUGCCAACGCUGGGCCAGGUGCGGGGCAAGAUCGUGGUGCUGGAGGCACUGACACGGGAGGUGCUGGGCAUCCCCUAUGAGCAGCUGAGCAUCAGUGACGCAUGGAAUGUGCUCUCACUGGAGCGCAAGUGGGCUCGGGCACGGCAGCACCUGGAGAGGGCAGCUGGUGGGGACCACACCACCAUUCAUCUCACCUUCUUGUCUGGCAACGGACUCUUCACCUGCCCCGAGGAUGUGGCCCGCUUCGUGAACCCUCGCUGCUACCAGCACCUGCAGUGCCGGAGGGGGCAGCCCAUGCGCUGGGGGGUGGUCAUCAUGGACUUCCCUGGGGCAGGGCUCCUCCGGCUCAUCAUGGAAAGCAAUGCUCCGUGGGCUAGCAGACAUAUCGAGGCAGCUCCUGGCACCCCCACGGUACUUGAGGCGCCCUUGCAGCAGAGGGGACAGGCGCCACAGGAGGCACAGAUCUGCUCACUACCCACGCCGAUGUCCAUCGGGACGGAUGCUGCUGCCGGCACCAUGCCUCUGCCGAAGGACAUCAGCACCUGUAAAGCAAAAGCAGGUUCCUAGUUCUGGCCGAGUGCCGGGAAGCCAUCACAUAACUGCAGUGAGACAGUGCCAGGGCUGACAG